Elephantulus edwardii (Cape elephant shrew) is the source of this 980-nucleotide messenger RNA. It is a transcript of the gene HMGCL, whose product is annotated as 3-hydroxymethyl-3-methylglutaryl-CoA lyase. Gene Ontology annotation, molecular function: hydroxymethylglutaryl-CoA lyase activity. Lineage: Eukaryota; Metazoa; Chordata; Mammalia; Macroscelidea; Macroscelididae. The transcript has 9 exons. Bases 3 to 980 code for a protein of 325 amino acids. The record is from RefSeq and is a predicted model, not a curated record. Gene Ontology annotation, biological process: ketone body biosynthetic process; L-leucine catabolic process.
AGAUGGCGGCCGUGAAGAGGACCGUUCCGAUGCGAAUGGUGGGCUUGGCGUCCCUCCGGGCUGUCAGCACCUCCACCGUGGGCACCCUUCCGAAGCAGGUGAAAAUUGUGGAAGUUGGUCCCCGAGAUGGACUACAGAAUGAAAAGAAUAUUGUCCCUACUCCAGUAAAAAUCAAGCUGAUAGAUAUGCUUUCUGAAGCAGGACUCCCUGUUAUAGAAGCUACCAGCUUUGUGUCUCCCAAGUGGGUUCCUCAGAUGGCUGACCACACUGAAGUCUUGAAGGGAAUUCAGAAGUUUCCUGGUAUCAACUACCCAGUUCUGACCCCAAAUCUCAAAGGCUUUGAGGCAGCGGUUGCAGCUGGAGCCAAGGAAGUAUCAAUCUUUGGAGCUGCCUCAGAACUCUUCACUAAGAAGAACAUCAACUGCUCCAUCGAAGAGAGUUUGCAGCGCUUUGACGGAAUCAUAAAGGCCGCUCGAGCAAACAACAUUUCUGUGCGCGGGUACGUCUCCUGCGUGCUUGGAUGCCCCUAUGAAGGGAAGAUCUCCCCGGCUAAAGUAGCUGAGGUCACCAAGAAGAUGUACUCCAUGGGCUGCUAUGAGAUCUCCCUGGGGGACACCAUCGGUGUGGGCACCCCAGGGGUGAUGAAGGACAUGCUGUCUGCUGUCAUGCAUGAGGUGCCUCCAGCUGCCCUGGCUGUCCACUGCCACGAUACCUAUGGGCAGGCCCUGGCCAACACCUUGAUGGCCUUGCAGAUGGGUGUGAGUGUCGUGGACUCUUCUGUGGCAGGCCUUGGAGGCUGUCCCUACGCACAGGGGGCAUCUGGGAACCUGGCCACCGAGGACCUCGUCUACAUGCUCUCAGGCCUGGGCAUUCACACGGGCGUGAACCUCCAGAAGCUCCUUGAAGCCGGGUCCUUUAUCUGCCAGGCCCUGAACAGAAGGACGAGCUCCAAAGUGGCUCAGGCCACUUGUAAACUCUGA